Protopterus annectens (West African lungfish) is the source of this 2835-nucleotide messenger RNA. Its product is annotated as putative P2Y purinoceptor 10. Gene Ontology annotation, cellular component: membrane. The coding region runs from base 258 to 1262 and encodes 334 amino acids. Lineage: Eukaryota; Metazoa; Chordata; Ceratodontiformes; Protopteridae. Gene Ontology annotation, molecular function: G protein-coupled receptor activity. The record is from RefSeq and is a predicted model, not a curated record. The transcript has 2 exons. Gene Ontology annotation, biological process: positive regulation of Rho protein signal transduction; phospholipase C-activating G protein-coupled receptor signaling pathway.
GAGUGGCAUGCUCUGUAUCUUGUCUGCCACUUCAUUUCUAGCACUGUUCUUCCAUCUGCAUAUACAGACAACUGCCUCCAGUGGUUUACUACAAGCCGUGCUGUUUUCUUCUGUGACUUCUCAGUAUGUCGUAAAUAAUUCUGUAAGAAUCUGUACCACUCUGAACACAAAUUAACAUGAAAGCAGGCAAUCUUUUAUGACAGCGAAGUAAGGAGUCCUGCCAUUUGUCAAGAGAUUGAAAGAAAUUCAACAAAGUCAUGGUUAACAAUGACAGCUGCAACGACGGAAUGCAAUCCAAGAUUAUCUAUGCGUAUGCCUACUUGGUCAUAUUUGUACCCGGCUUACUAGGGAAUAGUAUAGCUGUAUGGGUACUUAUCAGCUUCAUCAGAGAAAAACGCAAAGGAAUUAUCUUUAUGACUAACCUCGCCUUUGCUGACCUUGCACAUGUCCUGUCAUUGCCACUGCGAGUUUAUUAUUAUUUAAACAGUGACUGGCCAUUUCAGCACUCUAUGUGCUUGCUCUGCUAUUAUCUGAAAUAUGUCAACAUGUAUGCAAGCAUUGCAUUCCUGGUCUUCAUUAGCGUUCAGCGGUGUCUCUUUGUCAUAAAACCUUUCCGAGCAAAUUCAUGGAAACAGAAGUAUGACAUCAUGUUGAGCAUUGCUGCUUGGAUUGUUGUGGGAAUUUGCUGCAUCCCAUUUACAACCAUCCGGAAUAGUGGGCCUGUGCACAAUGAUACCGCUCAUACUGUAAAUGAGAGAAUAUGCUUUGCUGAUCUUCCUACUAACAAAGUCAGUCAGGUGCGCUUAAUUGCAAUGAUUUUUAUGGUUGAAAUAAUAGGAUUUGCAAUUCCACUAAUAGUCAUUUCAGUCUGCACAUGGAAAACUCUGUCACAUCUGAAGAAUCACAAGGAACUUUGUCCAGAAAGAACUGAGAAACAAAAAGCUGCAAGAAUGGUUUCACUGUGUGCAGUCGUCUUUUUGGUUUGUUUUGUUCCUUAUCACUUGAACAAUCCAUUGCACAUGAUGAUUAAACAGAACAUGAUUAUGCACUGUAAUACUCAAAGGCUUGUGAAUACUUUUCAUGUGGUUUCCUUAUGCCUUGCAAGCCUCAACUGCUGCAUAAAUCCACUUAUAUAUUUCUUUGUGGUACAAGAAUUCAGGGAACGGCUUGACUGGCAUGGAUGUCGGGAACUACAUCCAUGCAUUAGUGGCAAAGAUGGUGAAACUUUUGUUAAAGAAGAAGAACUCUGUCAUAGUAAUUGAACUGAUAAACUGCUCAUCUUCAAAAGAUGUUUUGAUGGCUGGCAUCAUGAUAAAGCAGGAAAGCAGCUCUUCAUUAUGUGGACAGGUGGCAUUGAUGAAUGCAAGUACACCUUCUCAGUGAUGAGUUUGGAGAAGGUCAUGAGCUCCUGCAAGUUAUUUUUGCUUCAUUUUAGAAGAUAUAGAGAUAUGUGCACUUUGGUUAAUAAUUAUCUUCUGAAUGAAACUCUGUAACAGAACAGCAGAAAGAACUUCACCGGCGGAGAGGGCCAGUGUUACCAUCAGACAACAGAACAGCAGAAAGAACUUCACUGGAGAAGAGGGCCAGUGUUACCAUCAGACAGUGCCAGUAGUCCAUGCAUGAAUGUGGUCAAACUGAACAAAGUUAUAUGGUGUUGGGCCUGUGGAUAGAAAUUAUCUGCUGGCUUCAGUCUUCCUCUAUUCAGCCAUCAUAGCUUUAUGCAGGGAUAAAGAAUGAGCCAUGACAAACAAACAAACAAACAACACACAAAGGUAGUUGCAAGUCUGCUUUGUGGGGGGGGGGGUGACACCACUGAGUACCCAUGUUUUGUUGAGAGCUCUUGGCCAUCAUUAUUAGCUCUACCACUGCUGGUAUUUGCUUUACCUACAGCAGACUUGUUUGCUGCCAUAUUAUAUGCUGUAGUGCAUACCUUUAUGAAUGAAAAAGAGCAGGGGAACAUCUGCUAGACAUCCCCUGCAAUGACCAGUUGUGCAACCGGCUGUAUGAUUUAGUCCAAAAAGAGAACAUAUUCCCUGCAUUAAUUUCAAUGAUGUCAGACUAUCAGUCUGCCAACAUAUGUACAUGUUGAUUCUGAUUUGCUCACGUGAGUGAAACCAACAGUAUGCAGAUGGUCCUCUGUUAAUUUAUAUCCUGGACCAUUGUAAGAAGCUAUUGUUUUCUAACAAUGACUCUAUCCUUUCAUACUCAGAAACACUUUGUUUUCAAGUAGCAUGUGGUUAUCUUUUAAGGCAUAGGAACCUCAAUGGGCUAAGAAAUAGGGAAUAUGCUCUAGACACUGCUUCCAGUUGUCUGGUUUUUAUUAUUCAUUCCUCAGGAGACUGUUUUUUUUUCUUUGACUGAACAUCCUACCUUUUUAGAUAUCCAGGGGGAAACUACUUGUGGAUUAUGUGUUAGUCAUGCAGUUUAUACCCUAUUUUUUGUACGUUGUAAGCACCAGCACUUAGGGGGAAGACAAUAGUUAUGUUUUGUUCACAAUAAAACUUGUAACAUAUAAUAAUAACAAAGAGUCUUAUUCCACAUACACACAGACACACACACACACACACACACACACACACACACACACACAUGCAUGCACGCACACAUACACAUACACACAUAUGCACACACACACAUGCCUGUAUAUAUGUGUGCUAAUACAGACAGAAAUGUAUAUAAAUGCAUGUACUGAUACAUAUGUGCAUGCACACACACAGACACACACGUGUGUGCAAAUUCAGACAGAAAUGUGUAUAAAUACAUGCAUUGAUAUAUACACCCAUGUAUGCGCACACAAACAUACACACAUACACACACACACACACACACACACAC